AUGCACAUAUGUUAUGUAAGCCAAAAAGCCAUAAUGAAAUGGGAGAAGUUAAAGCCUCCAGAGCCAGACGACCCUAUGUGCUGCUGUGAAUGUGAUAUCUGCCAGUGCGGAUGUUGCUGUGACUGUGAAGAACUGGAUGACACCUUCAACAGGUGGCUGAGAGAGAAACCACCCACGGCAGGACUUCUUUCGCCCGUGUUGGGAGCUGUGACCGACAACCUGGAGAUCUCGCUGAUCCCAGCUCUGCUGCUGCUGCCCCUGCUGCUGAGGGCCGCGGCGCUGCACUACGCGCUGGGCAUCGUCAUCCUGACCGCUCUGCCGGGCCUGGUGCUGUGGUACUACUACGCCACGCACCGCAAGAAGAAACGCAGCCUGUUCUUCCUCACGCUCGCUCUGUACUCUCUGGCUUACAUGUAUUACCUCUUCAUCACAGAGAUUUUCCCCCGUGGGGACGUCAGCCAGCUCCAGUUGGGCACCGUGACCUUUGGAAUGAUUCUGACAAUCGGUUGUCUGAUUCACACAAAGAGAGGGCCGGGGUUCGUCACGGCUUCCCUGUACGAAGCAAACAGCCGCAGCAAAGUGGCUGGGGAGGAUUCUUCACUCCUUCAUGGAUUUCCCCAGCCCGCGGCCUCUGCCUUAGUGACCUCAGGAGCAGGAAAAGAGGCUGAAACGGCCAAAUGGAGCACGUGUCCCGUUUGCAAAAUCAUGCGGCCCCCCCGAGCCGGACACUGCAGAACCUGUGGAUCAUGUGUGCAGCGUCUGGAUCACCACUGCAUCUGGCGCUGCAGGAUUAACGGCUGCGUUGGACAAGCAAAUCACCGCAGUUUUCUGCUGACCCUCUGCGUGUUCCUUUUAACGUCCGUGUACGGGAUCGGUUUGGUGCUCCGCAGCCUUUGCCCCCGACAGUAUCUCAUGACAGCGCUCUUCUACUGUCCCGGCGUCUACGGCCAGUCUAGCACGGCUCUUUGCUUCACCUGCUGUUGGUACAGCAGCAUUGUAACAGCCGGACUGCUCUACCUGCUGGUGGCGCAAGUUCUCAACAUCAGCUUCAACGUGACGGAGCGAGAGGCUCAGCUUGCCGUGAGGAACAAAAAGGGCCAGAGCCGCCUGUGGGGACUCGUCAUCGACACUGGAGAGUAUUCCCGUGGCUUCUACCAGAACUGGGUUGAGUUCCUCACCAUGACAGAUGCCUCGGUGUCUCCUCGCUCCAGCCUCACUGACUUGGUUUAGGUUUCCUUUAUAUAUUCCAGUGUGAGAAAGAUAGCAUGUUAAUUCAGCAUACAAGAAGAUGAUCCUCUUAAGUGUGACUUUUCAGCCAAAUAAUACUGACUGUGGUGUCUAAAAGCUGUUUUACCUCUGGAAGAAUAAGGUGCUAAAAGUGUUCAUUUUUAAUCAACACAAAUGUAUUAAACUUUUUGCAUAUGGAUUUAAG
Menidia menidia (Atlantic silverside) is the source of this 1432-nucleotide messenger RNA. Lineage: Eukaryota; Metazoa; Chordata; Actinopteri; Atheriniformes; Atherinopsidae. The record is from the annotation of a GenBank genome assembly.